Molecule: messenger RNA, 1026 nt
Organism: Coniosporium apollinis CBS 100218
Lineage: Eukaryota; Fungi; Ascomycota; Dothideomycetes
Exons: 1
Coding region: 1-1026 (341 amino acids)
Biological process (GO): carbohydrate metabolic process
Molecular function (GO): hydrolase activity, hydrolyzing O-glycosyl compounds
Source: RefSeq, a predicted model, not a curated record
AUGACUGGCGACCAAGGAAUGAAAAUCACGCUGCGGCGCGGUGUGGCCAUCGCAGUAUACGGUCUGCUUGCCGUAGCCGGACAGGUUUUUGCAGCCGACUCUUCCGGAGAGGACCUUCCUAUAGGCGACUUCGGCCCAUGGAAGCAGGUUUUCACGGAAGACUUCCUCCUCGACGCGGCGCUAGGCGAGUUCGUAGCCAAGUACGACGACAAAUGGAAAGCACGGGGUGCAAACUGGGACUUCGAUCAGAGAAAUCCGGGCCAGGUACCCGUCGCCGACACCUCCCGUAGAGGCAUCUACUCUCCGGCGAACACUCUGUCGGUCUCCAGUGGCGUGUUGGACAUCGCCCCGCACAAGGGCGACGGCCCCCAGUUCGGCCCGGAUGGCAGACUUGAGCAGAACGAAUGGCCAGAGCUGGUAGACCUGCCGUGGGAGCAGGAACGGCCAUACGUUGCCGCUCUUACGCCUCGCGUCCUGGGUCCUGACGGCGAGAUGACUUACGGCCGCUUCACGGUCCGCCUCAAAGUCGAAUACCCGGAAGACAACCCCGCCGGCGGCGAAGGCUACAAGAUCGCCAACCUGUUGUGGCCCAAGAGCGACUUGUGGCCGGAUGACGGCGAGAUUGACUACCCCGAGGGCGAUUUCUCAGACAACAGCUUCUCGGCAUUCCACCACUAUACGUGCGAUGCCACGAAGCCUAGCCCGGACGAAUCCUCGGAGUGUGACAAGUUCCGCUCGCAGGAGCUGCCGUGGCAGGACGGAUUUUACAACAUUGCGAACUUCUCGAGCUGGCAUACUGCUACUAUUGAGUGGAUGCCCGACCGCAUCAACUUCCUUCUCGACGGCGAGCUCGCAGAGACUCGAGAAACAAAUCCGACGGACGCGACUACGACCACGAGGGUGCCGAACAAGCCGAUGUAUCACGUGAUGCAGAUAGAGACGGAGCUCAACAAUGACUAUAUUCCGGUUGAGUCGAGGCCACACAUCAAAGUUGCCUGGAUGUCGAUCUGGAAGUACGAGCCUUAG